UGUCUCAACCAGAAAACGAAUGUCUUAUUCCUCAUGUUCAACAAACAAAGAAAAGAACUCAUGUACAUGAACAAAUGGUUAAACAAAGAAUGAGUUGAGAUAGAUCUGAAAGAAUGGGAGAAGAAUAUGUAGUCAAAAAACAGGAACUGUCAGCAGAAGACAAUAAUCCAAUCCAAUCUGGAGGAAAUAGAUGGUUUAUAAUGGUGAGUCUUGGGCUGAUUUUUGUUCUUCUGUUGGUCUUCACCAUAAUGCAGCACAUCAACAUGACAGCAGAGAAAAACCUGAUAAAUAGUUACAAGAACGCAGUGGAAGAGUUCACUCAUACUAUCAACAGCUUACAGGACAGUUACAAUGAACUACUGACUAAAAAAGACGAACUGCAGGACAACUUUAGCUCUUGGAGUCAGAAAAAUAUGGAGCUGGAGACAACGAUUAAAGAUCUCACUACUGGGAAAGACCAGUUACAAAACAGCUUCAGCUCUUUGAGUCAGAAGAAACUGGAGCUGGAGAGCAAAGUCAAAGAUCUCACUGAUGGGAAAGAUGAGUUGCUCACACAUUUUGACACUUUGGAUCAGAAGAAACUGAAGUUAGAAAGCAAAGUCACAUUUUUGAUGGAUGAACUAAAGAAAGCUUAUGAACAAGAUCUGAGGCUUUUGCUGCUGGGGAAAACUGGAUCAGGAAAGAGUGCAACUGGAAACACAAUCUUGGGUGAAAGUAUAUUUAGUGAAAAUGUUGUUACCUCAGUCUGUAUGAGUAAAGAAGAAGCUGUGGGCCAAAGAAGCAUCACAGCAGUCGACACUCCAGGACUGUUUAAUCCAGCAGUCAGUGAAGAGGAUCUGAUGAACGAGAUAAGGAAUUGUACUCUUAUGUCUGCUCCUGGUCCUCAUGUGAUUCUGCUGGUCAUCAGGCUGGAUAUGGAAAUCACAGAAGAAGAGAGAAACAUUGUGAUGUGGAUUCAGAACAACUUUGGGGAAGAUGCUGUGAAUUACAGCUUCAUCCUCUUCACUCACGCUGAUCAUCUGAACGGUGAAUCUGUGGAAGAUCACAUCAGACAAAGUCCUGAUCUCCAGCUCCUGAUCAAUCAGUGUGAUGGCAGAUAUCACUCAUUUAACAAUAUAAACAGACAAAACACAGAUCAGGUUACUGAGCUGAUAGAGAAGAUGGAGCGAAUGCUACAAAACAACAGAGGGCACUAUUACAGCACAGAGCACUUCAAAAUGCCGCAAAAA
Molecule: messenger RNA, 1229 nt
Organism: Labeo rohita (rohu)
Lineage: Eukaryota; Metazoa; Chordata; Actinopteri; Cypriniformes; Cyprinidae
Product: GTPase IMAP family member 9
Exons: 3
Molecular function (GO): GTP binding
Source: RefSeq, a predicted model, not a curated record